Messenger RNA from Oppiella nova, 721 nucleotides. NCBI's taxonomy places the organism in Eukaryota, Metazoa, Arthropoda, Arachnida, Sarcoptiformes, Oppiidae. The record is from the annotation of a GenBank genome assembly.
CAGAGCAAUCAUAUGUAAGGGUAAUGAUGUGAUUCCCAUGUCAUUUGACUUCACACCAGAGUCGGAGAGGGAACGCAUUAAAUAUUUGGGUCUCCUAAAGCCGGAACUGCUUGGAAACGAUUUCACGCAUUUAGAGUUUGUUCGCAGACCUGCCCGAAGAGAUUUGGGAAAGAAGUUGCUCUACAGAGACGCUUAUAUGUCCGGAUGGUCUUAUAAGACGGUUACUAUCGAAGACCUUAAGUUUCCGCUCAUUUAUGGCGAAGGAAAACGAAGCCGAGUGUUGGCUACGAUAGGAGUGACGCGAGGCUUCGGUGACCACGAAUUAAAAGCCCAAAACAGUGACGUCGACAUCAAACCAUUCCUGACGGCACAGCCGGAGGUUCGCAUUUAUGACGUGGAAAACGAUGAGAAUAUCACUGAUGGAGACGUUCUGGUGAUCGGAACCGAUGGCUUGUGGGACAUCACGACCAACGAGAGCGCAGCCGAUGUCAUACAAAAGUCAUUGGAUGUCUUCCCGGCAAACGAUGUUCAGCGAUACAAAUACCGAUACAUAUCCGCCGCACAAGACUUAGUGAUGCAUUCCAGGGGAAAGUCACGCGAGAGGGGAAGGGGUUGGAAGACAGCGGACAAUAAGACGGCGACCANCCGCACAAGACUUAGUGAUGCAUUCCAGGGGAAAGUCACGCGAGAGGGGAAGGGGUUGGAAGACAGCGGACAAUAA